Messenger RNA from Hypanus sabinus (Atlantic stingray), 11272 nucleotides. Its product is annotated as WD repeat-containing protein 7. The transcript is spliced from 29 exons. The coding region runs from base 258 to 4766 and encodes 1502 amino acids. Gene Ontology annotation, molecular function: protein binding. Lineage: Eukaryota; Metazoa; Chordata; Chondrichthyes; Myliobatiformes; Dasyatidae. The record is from RefSeq and is a predicted model, not a curated record. Gene Ontology annotation, cellular component: cytoplasm.
AGGAGACCGGUGCCAGGCUGCGACAGGCAGCAGCAGCUCCGCGGAGUGAGUGCGGCUGCUGCUGGUGACCCAGCGAGGGACCGGAGAGCUGAGUGAGCCGGGCCAUGAAGGAAACUGGGAGGAAGUAUCCAGCAGGAAAUUAGUCCACUUACUUGAAUGCUGGUCAGUAGUGUAUGUCCUCUGUUCCUUUUGCCAGCGCUCGCUGAAUUUUGACAGAAUUUAAGUAUAAGGACAUUGAAAUCAAGCCAAAAGUAAAAAUGGCUGGAAAUAGCCUGGUGUUGCCUGUUGUGCUGUGGGGUCCCAAAGCUCCAACACACUGUAUUUCGACGCUACUGGUUAUGGACGAUUUAGCAACCAUUGUUACAGGAUGUCACGAUGGGCAAAUCUGUCUCUGGGAUCUAACUCCAAAAAUAGAGAUUAUUCCAAGGGCUUUGCUGUUUGGCCACACAUCAUCCAUCACUUGCCUCUCUAAAGCUAAUGCCAGCACUGACAAACAGUACGUUGUCAGUGCAUCGGAAAGUGGAGAGAUGUGUCUUUGGGAUGUGAGUGAUGGGCGAUGUAUAGAAUUUACCAAAUUGGCAUGCACUCAUACCGGCAUACAAUUUUACCAGUUCAACGUUGGAACUCAACGUGAAGGAAGACUGCUUUGCUAUGGACAUUAUCCAGAAAUCCUUGUUGUUGAUGCCACAAGUCUGGAGGUCCUUUAUUCUUUGGUGUCCAAGAUUUCUCCUGAUUGGAUUAGUUCACUGAGUAUUAUACGUUCACUGAGAACACAAGAGGACACAGUGAUUGGAGUUUCAGUAACUGGAAUCUUAAAGGUGUGGAUUAUUACUGCUGAAAUCAGUCGGCUGCAGGACACUGAACCUGUCUUUGAACAGGAAUCCAAGCCCAUUUACUGUUUGAAUUGUCAGAGCAUUUCGUUUUGCACAUAUACGCAGCGAUCACUCUUGGUGGUUUGCUCCAAAUAUUGGAGGGUGUUUGAUGCAGGAGACUUUUCCUUGUUAUGCUCAGUAUCCAGUGAGGGUGACCAGUCUUGGACUGGGGGUGAAUUCAUUGAUGCUGAUAAGGUUGUUAUUUGGACUGAAGAUGGGAGUAGUUUUAUCUACCGACUGCCUUCAAGCUGUUUACCAGCCAGUGAGUCAUUCCGCAGCAAUGUUGGCAAAGCUAUUGAAAAUUCCAUUCCGCCUCUACUGUAUAAUGUUUCGGACAGGAAGGAUAAAUCUAAUGCCCAGCAGAUAGAAUAUGGGUGUAUAGGGGAGGCAGUUGUCCACAUUCCUCAUGACUGUUACCCCGACCCUAUAAAAGCCUGGGAACUCUACAGACCUCAGAUGUUAUCUUGCACUCGGCCUUUUGAGGCUCCACUCCUCAUCUGCCCUCCUGUUACACGAUUCUUCUAUGGCCGUAGGGAGCCCUUCCAUAAACUGCUGAUUCAGGGAGAUUCAUCAGGGAGACUCCUGAUAUGGUGUAUUCCUGAAACAGUUGACUCACAUCAGAAAGAUUCUGUUCAAGAGUUGAAUGUUACCACUUCUUCAUGCUUGCAAGAUACAUUUGAUUAUCAGUUUCCAAGGCCUGCAGGAAUUAUAGACCAGCUGAGUACACAGUCUGGUAAGGAGGAGCCUCUGAAAGUGACAGCCAGUGUUUAUAUUCCCUCUCAUGGGCGUCUGGUAUGUGGUCGUGAAGAUGGCAGUAUUGUUAUUGUUCCAGCCACUCAAACGGCUAUUGUCCAGUUACUGCAAGGAGAACACAUGCUGAGAAGAGGUUGGCCACCUCACCGAACACUUCGUGGCCAUCGAGGCAAAGUGACCUGCCUGUUGUACCCACACCAGGUCGCAACACGGUAUGAUCAACGCUACCUGGUGUCGGGUGGGGUAGAUUUCUCUGUAAUCAUCUGGGACAUCAACUCGGGGGAAAUGAAGCAUACCUUUUGUGUCCAUGGUGGAGAGAUUACCCAGCUGGUAGUUCCACCUGAAAACUGCAGUUCUCGUGUACAAUAUUGCAUCUGCUCGGUGGCCAGUGAUCAUUCAGUGGGUCUUCUCAGCCUUCGAGACAAGAAGUGCAUAAUGUUGGCAUCACGACAUCUAUUUCCUAUUCAAGUUAUUAAGUGGAGGCCAUCUGAUGAUUACCUGGUGGUUGGAUGCUCAGAUGGAUCAGUGUACGUUUGGCAAAUGGACACUGGUGCAUUAGACCGCUGUGUAAUGGGAAUAACUGCAAUAGAAAUCUUGAAUGCCUGUGAUGAAGCUGUUCCAGCUGCUGUAGAUACCUUGAGUCAUCCGGCAGUCAACCUUAAACAAGCCAUGACUCGACGGAGCCUCACAGCGUUGAAACAUAUGGCGCACCACAAAUUGCAGACACUUGCCACCAACCUUUUGGCUUCUGAAGCUGCUGAUAAGGGGGCUUUACCAAAAUACUCCCAUAAUGCACUUAUGGUGCAAGCCAUGAAGACAAAUCUGAUUGAUCCAGAUAUCCAUAUAUUAUUUUUUGAUGUGGAAGCACUGAUUAUCCAGCUUCUAACAGAAGAAGCAUCCAGACCCAAUCCUACACUUAUAUCUCCAGAGAGCCUCCAGAAAGCACCGGGUGGCACAGACAAAAGCAGCUCCUUUCUUACUGGAAAGCGAGCAGCAGUCCUUUUCCAGCAGGUGAAGGAAACGAUCAAAGAGAACAUUAAAGAACAUUUGUUAGAUGAUGAUGAAGAUGAAGAUGACGACAUAAAGAGACAGAAGAGGGAAGAGGGUGAUCCUGAGUACAAGGGCAACAAGUCAAAACCUCUCACCUUGUUAGAAUAUAACUUAACAAUGGACACAGCAAAAUUAUUCAUGUCAUGUCUGCAUGCUUGGGGUCUGAAUGAACAAUUAGAUGAGGUUUGUCUCAUGCAGCUUGGUAUGUUGAAACCUCACUGCCCUGUAUCUUUUGGCUUGCUGUCAAGGGGAGGACAUAUGUCACUGAUGCUUCCUGGAUUUAAACAGACUGCUUUCAAGACACUAGAUGGUGCUAACGAAACAGGAAAAAGACCGACUUUGGGAAACAGCACGUACAAUGUAUCCCGAGCAGUCACAACCCAACACCUGCUCUCUCUCAUUUCCUUAGCCAAUACUUUGAUGAGCAUGACCAACGCUACGUUCAUUGGGGAACAUAUGAAAAAACUGCCACCAAGACCACAGAAACCAAGCACCCCAGAGAUGACUAAAGGGAACCCUUCCCCUCCAGUCUUCACUGCUGUACAGGGGCAGAUCAAACAAGGUUGGAGUCAGCUUGCAGCCAUGCAUUGUGUCAUGCUUCCUGAUCACCUUGGACAGAACAAUUUUCGGCCUCCGCUUCUGGAGAUGUUGGCUCGGAGAUGGCAAGAUCGGUGUUUAGAGGUGAGAGAAGCCGCUCAAGCUUUACUUUUAGCAGAGCUUCGCAGAAUUGGAAAAGACGGACGAAAAGAAACAAUUGACGUCUGGGCGCCUUACUUGCCACAAUAUGUUGAUAACAUAAUGUCACCUGGUGUGACAGCAGAAGCUAUUCAAACAGCUAGUGGGAGUUCUGAUUUACAAGGGGCAGAUACCAAAGUUCAAGAAGAGGAACCUGACCUAGCAGAUGAUGACAUUAGUGCAGGUUCUUUGCCUGGUCUUCUUGCGCACAUGAAGAAAUCAUCCUCUUCCUUUGAGGAAAGGCGCAAACAGGCCACAGCCAUUGUCCUCCUGGGUGUAAUCGGAGCAGAAUUUGGUGCUGAGAUUGAACCACCAAAAUUGCCAACUAGGACACGUAACACCAGUCAAGUUCCAGAGGGGUUUGGACUGACCAGCGGAGGUUCCAAUUAUUCUCUAGCAAGACACACCUGCAAGGCUUUGACAUUCCUGCUGCUGCAACCUUCCAGCAGUAAACUUCCGGCACACAGCACAAUCCGCAGGACUGCCAUUGAUUUGAUUGGCCGUGGCUUUACCGUGUGGGAGCCCUAUAUGGAUGUAUCAGCUGUGCUGAUGGGACUUCUAGAGCUCUGCGCUGAGGCUGAAAAACAUCUUUCCAACAUCACAGUGGGACUGCCACUCACCCCGGCAGCUGACUCCGCCCGGUCAGCACGUCAUGCCCUGUCACUCAUUGCUACAGCCAGACCACCAGCCUUCAUCACUACUAUUGCACGUGAGGUCCACAGGCAUACGGCUUUAGCAGCCAACACUCAGUCCCAGCCUAAUGUACACACCAGCAUACUGGCUCGUGCAAAGGGUGAAAUACUCAGAGUGAUUGAGAUACUAAUUGAAAAGAUGCCCACAGAUGUUGUGGACCUUCUUGUAGAGGUUAUGGAUAUUAUCAUGUAUUGCCUCGAAGGGCCUUUGGUCAAAAAAAAGGGUCUUCAAGAAUGCUUCCCAUCAAUUUGUCGGUUCUAUAUGGUGAGCUACUGCGACAGGAGUAACAGAAUAGCAGUUGGAGCUCGACAUGGCUCAAUGGCUCUGUAUGAUAUUCGCACAGGAAAAUGCCAGAUCAUUCAUGGCCACAGUGGACCAAUAACUGCUGUAUCCUUCGCGCCUGAUGGACGGUAUCUAGCUACGUAUUCCAAUGCUGACAGUCACAUCUCUUUCUGGCAGAUGAACACAUCACUGUUGGGAAGUAUUGGGAUGUUGAAUUCAGCCCCUCAACUCCGAUGUAUGAAAACCUACCAGGUGCCUCCUGUUCAUCCCAUUUCUCCAGGUUCACAGAAUGCACUGAAACUGGCGCGCCUGAUCUGGACCUCCAACCGCAACGUCAUCCUCAUGGCGCACGACGGGAAAGAGCAUCGAUUUAUCGUCUGAAGUUGCCGCCGUAAUCCCAUGAAACAGUAGACCAAUAAAAAUAUGUAUGUUGUUUGCAAUGCUGGUUAAUGUUUACAUUAAAUUACUUACGUGUAGAUUUGUUUUCAUAAAGUUUAUAGUUUGUAAUGUCAACUUUCUGUGGGUUUUUGUGACUAAGUGAAAUAGUUGUCCAAUAUUUAAACCUAGAUAUUUGCAUAUUCCAGUCAUCAAUGAUUCAAGAAUUGUUUCUUUAGGUUUGCACAUCAUUCUCUCCCUUUUGUGAUUCUAAGUCCAAGUUAUUACAUCUCAUGCUUCUAAUUAAAACUUGGGCCCUCUUCAAGAGAGAAGAAAAGGCACAAUCUAGGGCAAGAAUGGCCAAAGUUGGGGAAUUUAUCCUCAUUAAGAAUAGUCUGACUGACUGAGAAAACAGUUCACCACGUAUCAUCAUGAUGGUGCUCUGCUUUAGCUAAAGAUUUCAACUAAGCAAAGACCCGGGCCAGUAAGAAUGAGCAAGCUUUGAACGACAUUACUAUCAAUGAUUCUGCACAUUAUGAUAUUAGCCAAUUCUGUCAAGGAACUGGAAGUGCAAUGUAACAUGAUGCACUUAGGUGUAUUCUUGUAUGUUUGGAGCAGGAAUAAAAGGGAUUUAUGUUCUGUCUUUUGUAAUGCUGUCUCUCACUGAAGAUAUGUUCCUCCAGUUAUAAUUUUACUCUUAUUGAUAUACAACUUGCUUUAUUAAUAAAGUAGCUGUAGAGCUGGGGUCCAUGGACUCCUUGCUUAAUGGCAUUGGUCCAUGGCAUAAAGAAGGUUGGGAUCCCCUACCCCACAGUGUAAGUGGCAAGGAGAAUCUGGAUGGGGGGGCAGGAAUUGAUUAGAAUGUGGGGGUAGCCUCGGAAUGUGAGAACUUAUCUUUUGAACAGGGAUGAGGAGGAUUCCCUUUAGUCAGGCAGUGCUGAAUCUGUGGAAUUCAUUGCCACAGACAAUGUGCAGGCCAGGUCAUUGAGUAUAUUUAAAACAUAGGUUGAUAGUUACUUAAUCAAUAAGGGAAUGUUGCAGGGAGAAGGCAGGAGAAUGGGGUUGAGAGGGGUAAUAUAUCAGCCAUGUUUCAAUGGUGGAGCAGAUUUGAUAGGCCAAAUGGCCUAAUUCUGCUCGUGUGUUUUCGGGUCUAAAGUUGAAAAUCUGGGUUUCACCACUAUCAACUCUUGAGAGUAGUUUGGUAGCUGCUGCAUCCACAAUGUGAACUGACCCAUCUCACUAUCAAUGUAAUUCCUCAGUGGUCUAACUCGGGAAACACUAUCAAGUUCAAGUUCAACUGUCAUUCUACCAUACACAUGUGUACAGCUAAAUGAAUCAAUGUUCCUCUGGGACCAAGUUGCAUAAAACAGUACAUACAAUCACACACAGCACCCAAGAUAUAUAGUUACGAUAACCUGCAGAUUAAUGGUGCAUGGAUGUUGUCCAUGUAGCCUUGUUCCCACAAGAACUAAUACGCAACAGUUCCUCAUUUCUCACAGCUGUCUUAUAUUGUCGUUCUUAUAUGUUACUAUUAACAGUAAGAGCUAUAGCCAACACUGAAGAGCAGCUCCUUGGCAACUAACUUGACACAAAAUUUAAAAAAGUUCUGUUAUUUGAUGAAUGAUAAUAUAUAGAAAUUAACAUCUGAACUGGCUAUCCUGUUUGAUAUUAGAAUUUGAACUCAGUUUUAACUUUAUUCCUCAGUUACAAUAAAGAUGUAGUAAACACAAGAGAUUCUGCAAAUGUUGGAAAUCUUGAGCAACAUCACAAAAUUUUGGAGGAACUCAGCAAGUCAGGUAGCAUCUGUGGAGAUGAAUAAGCAGACAAUAUUUCAGGCCAAGACCCUUCACCAGAACUGUAUGUUUAAUUAUUGCAGCUUUUAUUUUCUUUUAAAUUGUCCUUAUAAAAAUCUUUCCUAAUUUUCAAUAAUUUCAUAAGGUCACCGUUUGACUUUAACGAGUAAAAUGAAACCCAGAUGCUGAUAAGCCUCCUUCCUCAUUCUUAAAUUUAUCCAUUCUUCCAGUGCCUUUACACCCCAGAUUAGGCAUGACACUCAAACUGUGAUUUGCAUAGAAAUAGUAUCAAAUCUUCAGUUUGAUACGGCUUUAUUUAUGACAUUUAUGAUCACUUUUUGCUACAUCAUAAUCUCAAACAGAAUGAGUUUUCAACUGAUGAAACAGCAUGAAAUUGGAUUUUUUUUCUUUCUAAAAUCUAAAUUUAUGAAUUAAACUUAUAAUAUUCAACAGUUGAUAUUCUUUUGUUAGUACGAUUUCACUCUAUAUACAAAACCAUCUGCACUUUUCAAUAAAUAUUGAUUUUGUUACUCCAUCACUGUUCCGUUUCAAGUCUGUAUUCAUAUAUUCAUUUGCUCACUUUCAAUUGCAAAUUUAUCCACCAUUUGAAACAGUAAGGUUGUAGUACUUGGUGUUUUGCAAUUGACUUUCUUUUCCUGGGUUAAAAAGGAGAAAAUGAGCCAAAAUUCCCUCAUCUGAGGAUUGUCAGUGACCCUGGGUUGAUUACAGUGCUGUGCAAAAAUGUUAGGGGCAUAUAUAUAGCUAGGGUGCCUAAGACUUUUGCACAGUACAGUAAAUGGCAAUGAGUUUUGCUUCUGAUGAGCUCGAUGCUUUUUAUGUUUGUUGUUAGAGAGUAUACUGGAAUUAUGUAAAUUGCAAGCAGUAAAUUGAAGUUACAAUACAGUGCAAAAGUAUUGGGCACCCUAGCUAUAUAUCGAAGACCGUAAGACAUAGGAGCAGAAUUAAUCCUUUCAGCCCAUCAAGUCUGCUCCGCCAUUGCAUCAUGACUGAUCCCAGGUCCCACUCAACCCCAUGCACUUGCCUUUUUGUGAUCUCCUUUGAUGCCUUGACCAAUCAGGGAAUUAACAACAUUAGUUUUAAAUAUACCCAUGGACCUGGCCUCCACCCCAGUCUGUGGCUGAACAUUCCAAGGAUUCAUUACUCUCUGGCUAAAAAAAUUCCUCCUUACCUCUGUUUUAAAAGGUCGCCCUUCAAUUUUGAGGCUGUGUCCUCUAGUCCUGGAUAUUCCCACCCCAGGAAGCAUCCUCUCUACAUCCAGCCUAUCUAGUCCUUUCAAUAUUUGGUAGGUUUCAGAGAGAUACCCCCCCCCCCCACCACAUUCUUCUAAAUUCCAGUGAGUACAGGCUCAAAGCUGCUAGGCUGCUGGUCACAGGUUAACACCUUCAUUCCUGGAAUUAUCCUUGUGAACCUACUCUGGAUGCUUUCCAAAGACAACACAUCCUUUUUGAGAUUUGGGGCCCAAACUGUUGAUAGUACUCCAAGUGCAGCCUGACUAGUGUCUUAUAAAGCCUCACUGUUAUCAUAUUGCUUUUAUAAUCUAUUCCCCUUGAAAUAAAUGCCAACAUUGCAUCUGCCUUUUUUACCACAGACUCAACCUGUAAAUUAACCUUCUGGAGUUCUUGCCCAAGGACUCCUAAGUCCUUCUGCACCUCUGAUAUUUGAAUUUUCUCCCCAUUUAGUUAAUAGUCUGUACUAUUGUUCCUUUUACCAAAAUGCAGCAUCAUAUAUUUCCCAACACUGUUAUUCCAUCUGCCACUUUUGUGCUCAUUCUUCCAAUUUGUCUAAGCCCUCUUACAAUCGCAUUGCUUCCUCACCACUACCUACCCCUCCACCUUUCUUUUUAUCAUCUGAAAACUUUUGCCACAAAGCCAUCAAUUCCACUAUCUAAAUCACUGACAAACAAUGUGAAAAGUAGCGGUCCCAAUACUGAACACCACUAGUCACUGGCAGCCAUCCAGAAAAGGCCCACUUUAUUGCCACUCUGCCUCCUGUCAGUCAACCAUUCCUCUAUACACACCAGUUUAUUUCCAUAGUAUUUUACCUUGUUAAGCAGCCUCAUGUGUGGCACUUUAUUAAAUGCCUUCUGAAAAUCCAUGUAAAUGAUAUUCACUGCCUCUCUUUUGUCCACCCUGCUUGCUACUUACUUGAAGAAUUCUAACAGAUUUGUCAGGCAAGAUUUCCCUUCAUAGAAACCAUUCUAACUUUGACUUUUUUUAUCAUUAAUUUCCAAGUACACUGAAACCUCAUCCUUAAUAAUAGGCUCCAACAUUUUCUCAACCACUGAGGUUAGGCUAACUGGCCUAUAAUUUCCUUUCUUUUGCCUUCCUCCCUUCUUAAACAGUGGAGUGACAUUUGCAAUUUUCCAGUCCUCCGGGACCAUGCCAGAAUCAAGUGAUUUCUAAAAGAUCAUGACCAAACAUUUGUUAUCUCUUCAGCAACCUCUCUUAGGACUCUGGGAUGUAGUGCAUCUGAUCCAGGUGACUUAUCCACUUUAAGACCUUUGAGUUACCUAGCACUUUUUCAUUUGUAAUAGCAAUGACACUCACUUCUAAUCCCUGGCACUCAUGGACCUCUUUUUUACUCUAGAUAUAACUGAAAAAACUUUCAGUAUCUUGCUUUACAUUAUCGGCUAUUUUGCCCUCAUAUUUCAUCUUUUCCCUUGCUAUAGCUUUUUUAAUUACCUUUUAUUAGAUUCUAAAAACAUCCCAGUCAUCCAACUUCCCACUCACUUUUGCUACCUUAUAAACCCUUUUACUUGGCUUAUAAUAUUUGCUUAUAAGCACCAGUGUCUAAUGCGGUUGUAUUUUAGCAUUACAUCUACAGAUGCAUGGGUAUCCUUAUCUUUGACUCAGGGUCUCUGCCCAAAAUAAAUGGGUCCACUCCAUCAAUGAUCGAUAGAAGCUAUGUUCAUGUAAACUUCUCAAUGUGGUCUGCUAUAUAUCUCAUAUCCAGCUCACUGGAAAAUAUGUAGCAAAGUCAGGAGAAUUGAAAGGCAUAAAUUGUAAAAUUUCACCUCUGUGUUCAGUGCCUUUUCAUCUAUGGUUUUGAAGGAUAAUGGGCUAGAUACAAAGAGGAUAUUCUGUUCUGAAACCUUUAUUAUAACAUAAUACUUUAAAAAGGACAUCGGUGAACAUAUCUAAAUUUAAUCUCAAAGCAAGCUUGAUAGGCAAUUCUGUGCACGUAAUUUAAUUACUGGCCUAAUAACUAUGUCAGUGCAAUAGGUGCACCAAGAAUAUAGUGAAGUUUACAUCUACAGGCAUCUUAGGGAUAAAGUCAAAUAGCCACUCAAACCAUUAGUAUAAUAAUGUAUCAGAUAUACAUACACAAAAUUCUGGAGAAACUCAACAGGUCAGGUAGCAUCUUUAGAGAGAUUCCCAAAGCAUGUGUGUCAGGCAGUUUUGUGCACCUGAUUUAAUUGCCUUCCUAAUAAUUACGUUAAUGUACAGAUAUAAUGGUGACUGGUUUAAAUAAUGACCACUUAAUAUAAUGUACAGGUGAAAUCCACAUAAAGGGGAUAUUACAUUGGUGUUAUUCUUUGUUUAUAAAAUGGCCAUGUGUGAAUUGUAAAUCUUGCUGAAAAUGUACAUUUUUAGGAAGCAUAUUUCUGUUCUGAAGUCUCUGAAAUCGAUUGUAUUUUGGUAGAUUUGGCUUGUGUAAGCACUACGUGUUUUGUGUUGCUUUGCUAUGCAGCCAUUGAAGAAAUAUAGUUGUGCUGUGCCUUCUUAGGCAAUUUACAUUGAUUGGAUGUUUCUAUACCUGUGUGAAAUCUUAAAGUACCAUGUUGAAGAUGUACUUUGACCUUUACUUAUCCAGGUCCUCUACAAUGCCCCGAACCCAGAAAAAGAGUUGAUUCUAGUUAUUCUGUGCUUAUCGGUAAAGACAGAGAAUUUACUUAAAGAUUCAAGUCAAUCUAAAUUCAGGAUUCUGUGACAAUAUAAUUAAUACUUUUUCAAAGUGCUAGAGUCCUUUAGUGUUUUUGGUGGAUGUCUGCCAUUCCCAUUUCUCCCUCUGCUUGGAGAUGUACACUCAGUUUGCAUUUUAUUAUUAUGGUCUACAUGAUUUAAUGCAUUGAGUUGCUGCCACAUGAUUGGCUGAUUAGAUAUUGGUAUUAACGAGCAGAUGUAUCUGGUAAAGUGGCUACUGAAUGUGUAUUGUAAACACUGACGCUGUGGUAUCCUGAAAUAAAGUGACACAGUAUUUACUGCCAACCACUAAUAGCCAUUCUCUAUCACAUCAUGCAAAUCUCUUCCGGAUCACCGUUAAAAAUAAAUUGAAGUAAAAUACACAAAUUGGUGAAGGAACUAUAUUGACUGUGGAGGAACUGUUUAAGAAUAAACUGAACAGUAUUAGAGUUUGUUACUAUCAGACAAUGUAAUGUGUGUAACUUAACAUGUAUCUUGGAUCAAGGAUCAACUUUAUUCGCCAUUUACAUUUGCAUGUAUUAGGAAUUUGCUGUGAUGUGUUGGUCAGGGCAUGACAUGCAGCAAAACAUUCAACAAUUAUAAACAAUAAAAAAAUAGAGGUUUGAGUAUGGAAAUGGAAUAAUAUAUGCAUACCUUUGCAUAAGUUACUAUUUUCUGUUUGAAAUUAUCUAUCCAAAAUUCAGAAUAUUUGUCUUGAUUCAUUAAAUUUUUGUUUGAUUCAUUUAAAUUCAUUAAAUUCAAUGUGGUGUAAUUUAUAUUUAUUUUGUUUAUAGCU